Messenger RNA from Penicillium roqueforti, 1290 nucleotides. RefSeq names its product basic helix-loop-helix domain-containing protein. The record is from RefSeq and is a predicted model, not a curated record. Gene Ontology annotation, biological process: regulation of transcription by RNA polymerase II. Gene Ontology annotation, molecular function: RNA polymerase II cis-regulatory region sequence-specific DNA binding; DNA-binding transcription factor activity, RNA polymerase II-specific; protein dimerization activity. The transcript has 2 exons. Bases 1 to 1290 code for a protein of 429 amino acids. NCBI's taxonomy places the organism in Eukaryota, Fungi, Ascomycota, Eurotiomycetes, Eurotiales, Aspergillaceae.
AUGAAUGGACAUGGCACUCAAGUUCGGACUGGGCGCACGUCUCCCCCGGCUGCUCCCUUUGGAUACUCGUUUCUCUCCCCCAUGGACACACCCUUUGAACAGGCACCUGCUCUACCCCCGGGACCUUCUCUUCUUGACGAUAACGAAUCCAAUAUGCUUGAUAACUUCUUUACUACCAUGAACGCAAACCACUUUACGAAUGAUUUCUGGAUGCGACAAGAACAUAAAUCCGGGACACCCAACUUUGACUGGUCAGGUGAGCUGCCGCCCAACUUCGAAGGAUCAACCACAUCCCUAUCGCAGCCCUCAUUUCAGCAGCAUGGGCUAGGGAAAGCAGCCGGGGGAAUCAUAACAGACAAUCCUACAAGCUCGGAUAUAUUCGCCGCAGCUUCCAUGCUCUACCACAGUGGUCUGAACGGAUCGGAGUUAGGAUCCACGUUAGCACAACAGGCUUUCGCGGGACAGUCUCUCCCCACCCAUGGGAUACAACGAAAAAUUAAUUCACAUACUGGCAGUGUCGCACAGGGUUCAGCUUCAUCUCCACCCCGGGCUGGUGUCCCGGUUGGAUAUCAUACCUCGGAGAUGUUUUUUGACGUCCGUGACCCCAUUCCUGCGGACCAACAUCCAUCAAGAAAGGCCCGCAGUUUGCGAUGGGGCUCAGAUGCCAGUUUUAUGGACCAGGGCUAUCUUCGCCCCCCUGAUCAGCCUGACGAGGAACAGCGGACAAGUGACCUGCUCGAUCAUCUCGGGUGCUUUGAACCACAAAGCAGUGCAGCAAACACACGAGCACCUAGUCCAGAGCGCAUGGUUGGGGCUCCUCCUCAAGGUGCCGUUUUCCGAAGUGGAGCUGUCCUGGACGAGAGCUUACAUCCCCGAAAACGGCCAAGAACCGCCCUGAAAUAUGAGGGUGACGAAGACUCCGAUGAGGAUGAUGCACGACCUCACUCAAGAAAGUCUAGAGGAUCUAUCAGCCAAGGCCGACGAGCAUCAACGGACAUGUCUCGAAAAGCCCGAGUACAGCCAGGGUCCAAAACUGCGCGAGAGAAUCUCACUGAAGAGCAAAAACGGACCAACCAUAUCCUUUCGGAGCAGAAACGUCGAAAUCUUAUUCGCCAAGGCUUCGAAGACUUGUGUACACUGGUCCCUGCGCUUAGAGGUGGCGGAUUCAGCAAAAGCGCAAUGCUCACUGGAGCUGCUGACUGGCUUGAAGACCUUCUCCGGGGGAAUGACAUACUUCAAAGCCAACUGCGCGAAUUGAAGGGCAUGAAUGGCUUAGUGAUGCCGCGUUGA